AUGUUUGAUCACAAGCCUUCAAUUAUCCCCUACAAAAACUUCGAUCUAAAACUAGAUGUUUCAAAUCUAAAAGAAGCUCUGGAUCUCAGUCUUCACUCCGAGCUCAUUAGAAUUGUAUGUCAUCGCUCACAAUCUCAGUGUCAUCAGAUAAAUCUAGAAUACAAUCGUCUUUAUAAAAAAGAUCUCAAGAUAGUUCUGGAAAAAAAAUUGAGUGGAAACUUCAAAAAACUCAUGAUUUCUCUAUUCGAACAUCCCGCUGUUUUCGACGCUCAUGUGAUUUAUAAACAAGGAUCACAUACUCGAGGAUUCCCAACAUUAACUGAAAUAUUUUUGACACGAACAAAUCAAGAGAUUGAAGAGAUUGCUCAAGCAUUUCAUCUUGUUCGAGAAACCAGAAUGCCUUCAAGACAAAAUGAUAGUUUGUAUGAUUAUAUGUGUCGAUUUGAUGCGGAUAAAUUAUCAGUGGCGAAGUUAGUCGAAGUUCAUAGGGAUGAGAGUUUGUUGAUGAAUAGAACUAGAGCAAUGGAAGAUGCUAGGAGAUUAAUUGAUGCGUUAAAUACACCGGAUGCGGAAAAGGUUCUCACGGAAAUAUUCACCAAGACGAAUUUGGUGCAACUCAAAUUGAUAUUUAAGAAUUUUUAUGAGCAAUCUGGAAAUUCUAUUGGACAAAUUCUGAACUCUGUGUUUGUGCGAGCAGGGUAAGAUUUAAGAUAUGCAUACAUGAACUAGUCGCUCCGGGGACCCUUGAGUUAACCCCCCUAACCAAGAGUUAAGGGCCCCACAUUCAAAAAUCCCUCGGAAUUCGGAGUCCUAGUUCAUGUACGAAUUUGUUUCUAGAAGUAUGAUAGACUUUGCAAGAACAACAAUCGACAUAACCCAAGAUCGCCUCAAAUAUUUUUCUGAUAAACUCGAUUCUCAUAUGAGAGGAGCGGGAACAACGGAUAUUGAAUUGAUUCGAAUUGUUGUUGGAUAUGCCGAGCGGAAUUUGGAGUCAAUUCGAGAGGAAUUUGAUAGACGACACCCUGAGGAGAGUUUGGUUGGAUGGAUUUCAGAAGAUACUUCGGGGUCAUUUCGAGAUGCACUUAUUGCAUUGAUUAAAGGCAAUCGAAAUCAAUGA
Caenorhabditis angaria is the source of this 1117-nucleotide messenger RNA. Lineage: Eukaryota; Metazoa; Nematoda; Chromadorea; Rhabditida; Rhabditidae. The record is from the annotation of a GenBank genome assembly.